AUGUUCAACCCAGUUCUGUUUACCUUGAUGUGGGUGUCUGGCUGGGCUUCGUGUGACAAGCUACUUCGUAUACCUGUCUACUGUGGAAUAUUCGGCUGGCUGGGCAGCGCUCUGGUCGUCUGGUCGGCCGGCAUCAUUGUAAUCAUGACCAGCUGCAGGUGGGUCCCCACUUUAACUCGACAUGGAUUUACACCAACUUAUAAUCGUUCAGCUCAUAUAAUCUUCCAACUAGUGCCAACUCAUAAUCUGCUAACUCAUUAUAUGCCAACUCAUAAUUUACCAACUCAUAACCAUCUAGCUCAUAAUCAUCUAGCUCAUUAUCAUCCACUCAUAGCUAUCCAGCUCGUAAUCAUCAAGCUUAUAAUCUGCAACCUCUUACUUAAUUAAGUGGCACUACAGCCAAUGUAGGGCCCUGGCCUGCUGCACCACAUCCUUCCACUCGGUGCGAUCCAUGGCUUUCCGUCUCCAUGCUCGAACCCCCAACUGGUGUACAUCUGUCUCCACAUCAUCAAUUAACCAUCAAUAUCAUUAGACAUAAAUCGGCUGAAAUUGAAAUGAAUCUUAACGAUGACGUCAUUAAAACUUAAGACUGCUCAUUUACUCUAUUUGCACAAAAUGGACUCGUCACUCAAUCCGAUAGUUGGGUGACCGGAAGUUGACGUUGUGCCUGUGACGUCGCCGUGGGGUUAUCCCUCAUCCAAGAACAUCAACUCUGAUGCAACUGUGAGCACAAUCCCUUGAUUGUACCCCUUUGCUAAAACCUAGUUUUGGAUACAGCAGCUUGUGACCGGCGGUAGAAAAACCAGUCAUUCCAUUUAACAUACUGAAAUGUUCUAGAACAAUUCAUUUUUUAAUUAAAUGCCUUCUGGUUUAAAAAUAUAACGUUAAUAUAUCUCCCAAUUAUUCAACAGACGUAGUAGAUAAUAUGACCUGGUAUUGAUGUCUUGGGUUUUUGUCAUGUGGACGUGGGGGUGGGGGGGGGGAAAGGGGGGUGUCAUAAAGAAAGAAAAGGAAUCGACCGAAUGAAAUCAUGUAAUCUACUUUUGGAUUGAUUUAAACUUUAGAAUCUUUCUCAUAAUCUUUCUCAUAAUCUUUCUCAUAAUCUUUCUCAUAAUCUUUCUCAUAAUCUUUCUCAUAAUCUUUCUCAUAAUCUUUCUCAUAAUCUUUCUCAUAAUCUUUCUCAUAAUCUUUCUUGGGUACAACAUUUCUGCUAAGUUUUAAUUUUAAUAUUUGUGUUUGUUUUUUGGUUGGGUUUUUUUUUUUUUUUUUUUUCUGAAGAAGGCGUUUUGCCGACACGUUCGUUGUUGUUGUUUUUUUUGCGUCCUUUUUUUUUUGGUCCAUUUUUGACCACACCUUGCUUCACACAUUUCCCAAUAAACUAUUUGUGAUAUAUAUUUUUUUUUUUUUUUUUUUCUUUUUGCCUAUAUUUUUUUUUUUUUUUUUUUUUUUUUUUUUUUUUUUUUUUUUUUUUUUUUUUUUUUUUUUUUUUUUUUGCUGAAGAAGGCGUUUUGCCGACACGUUCGUUGUUGUUGUUUUUUUUGCGUCCUUUUUUGUUUGGUCCAUGUUUGACCACACCUUGCUUCACACAUUUCCCAAUAAACUAUUUGUGAUAUAUAAAUCAAUGUAAAAAAUCCAAUGCAAACUAAACCAUCCAUGUUGCAUGAGUUCAAGACAUUGAGAAAAUACAAAGAACUCGGAUUUUUUUUUUUCCCCAACUUUUAUUGAAUUCACAAUCUAGAAACCGAUCCAAUGAUUCCUUCCUUUCUUCCGUGUUCAGAUACCUGUCCUUGGUCAAGCCUUUGUACUAUCGGACUAACGUGACCACGACCAGCGUCACGCGUGGAGUCAUAGGGGCGUUAAUCUUCUGCCUGGUGUUCUUCAUCUGGCCCUUCACGGGACUUACUGCCCCUUUCACGUAAGUCGCCUUUCUCUGUGUUUAAAAAAUGAGAUGAAAGAGUACAUUGGAUUAUGACGAUUUGAAAGUUGUCUUUUGUUGUUGUUGCCGACGGCAUACUUUUUAAUUGUAUUUUUAUUUGUUAUUUUAGUUAAUUGCUUCUAAUUUAACUGUGCUUAUCUGGUCUGACCAAAAGGUAUUUGAACAAGAUUAGAGACGUGUUCAUUAAUUUUUUAAUUAAAAUGCUUUUUUUUUUUCAUUUCUGUAGGUUCCUUUUUUCUAUUAUUACCUGUUUUGUUGUGUUUUUUCUGAUUUUUUUUUAAAUUAAAUUUUGUAUUAUUUAGUUUGAGAUCAUGCAAUAAAUUCAGUAGAUCUUGGUCAGCUGUACUUAGCGUGAGAUCAUGCAAUAAGUGCAAUAAAGUUGAUCUUUGUCAGCUGGCUCAAGUUUUGUUGAGAAUUUUGAGUUGAUCACAGUCAUGAUGUGUCCUGUUUGUCUUUGACCUUCCAAUUUUGUGCCACCACCCCCCACCCCCCGUUACAGCAUCUAUGAAGACAACCACAUCUGCGCCACACAGUUCUCCCCGGGCGGCGCCGGUAUUGGCCAGAGACUGUUCAUUGGCGUCACUGGAGUGAUUGGUUGCCUGACGGUGGUCCUUGUCUUGGUGUGCAACCUCACCAUCGUCAAGACGGUGAGAGGAAAUAGUUCAUGAACCGAAAUUAUUCUAAUCACAGAAAUGAUAUCCACAUUUCAACGACUGUCAUAUGAUUCAAAGAGUAUUUUCCUGUUGCUCUCUCCACUUUAUGGUCUGUGUUAUUUAAUGCCUUAACAUGAAAUGUCUUGAUGACCGUAUUCUCUACCUUCCUGUAAUCGCCUAACUCUGUAGCAAAAUUGUAAAUCAGUUGACAUAUUUGAUCUCAGCUUCGUCAAAGAAACGCCAUCCGGUCAGAGGUCAUCAGUGCGCGAGCUGACGGCACGAGGACGAACGCACACGGAAAACGACGGAAAUUCGGUCACGUGACACUCGUGGUCUCAUUCGUCUAUGCAUUAUGUUACGCUCCUUUUGUGGUAAGCCUAUUCUUCUCCGGACAUAAAUACAUAGAGAUUGUUGCGUGUUGAUAUGAAGGCCUUCGUACACCGUCCUUUGUUCAAAUGGUUUGUAUAUCCCUGGCCCAACACAUAUUAAUCUCAACUUCGUUUUCUUCUUUCAUAUCUAGUUAUACCAAAAACUCCGGGAAAUAUUGUACCAUGUUUGGGGAAAUAAUAGAUGAAAAAAAAUUAUAAAAUAAUCAUAUGUAAGCCCUAGGGCCUAGGGUGUUAAGAAAUUGUUCAUAUGACACAAACUCUUGAAACAUGGCUUGUUAUUCUCUAACAUUUUUUUGUCUAAAGUGUAAUAACUAUAAUAUUGUAAUGCAUACCGUACACAAAAAUAUUGUUUCUGUAAUUAUUGAAAAUAUCUAAGCAUCGGAGAUGACUAUUUUAAAUAAGUAAAAAAAUUACGAAAAUGCUUUUCUCAGGUUGUGCAUUCAAAAAAAAGUAAAACUAUCUGUUAACAAAACGCGAUAGGCCCCCAGCAUAUAGCACACGUACUUGUGUUAAUGCUUUCAAUUUAUAACACAGCCACAUGUGUUAAUGCAGUCAUAGUAAGUCCAUGAGAUUGUAAGCGUUAAAGUCAAAACCAAAAGAUAAGCUCCACAACAUACCCUCAAAAUGUCUGCCUUAUUUAUCCUUUACACGAGUGCUAACAUUUCCCUCCUAGGUCUGCCUUGUCAUAACAAACCUUUCCCUCCUCAGGUCCACCUUGUCGUUACAAACCUUUCCCUCCUCAGGUCCGCCUUGUCUUUACAAACCUUUCCCUCCCCAGGUCCGCCUUGUGAUUGACACCAUCAAUGACACAGACCACCAGAACCUUCUCAUCCACUCAGUGACUCUCAGCCUGCUGUUCCUCAGUCCCCUCCUCAACCCCAUCGUCUACGGCGUCUUCAACAAACAAUUCAGACAGACCCUCUUCAGCAUGUUCAAACCCGGGGCCAGGAAACCCGGCCCCUCGGGCAGUGUGGACUCACGGUCCGGUCAGAACGGAGACGCCUACCUGCAAAGGUCCAUCAAGGACGGUCAAAAGGUCAAAGUCCAACCUGAAAGGUCAGGGUCAGGGUCAAAUUUGGAGACACAACAUGGCCGGUCCGCUGUCCAGGUCCAUGAGACGGACGUAAUUAUAACCGGAUAUGCACGUCCAUAUGAAGUGUUUAGCUAUUCGUGUGAGUGAGGUUCAGAAACAUAAUUGGGUGUGUUGAAGUUCCAAAAAAAAAAAUUUUUUUGACUGCUCUGACGAGGAUAAAUGACAGCAUGUUGCCAGAUUUAAUGAGACUCAGUGUGUGAGAUAUUGGAACUAAUAAAAGUCAUACAAUUAAC
Lymnaea stagnalis (great pond snail) is the source of this 4304-nucleotide messenger RNA. The record is from the annotation of a GenBank genome assembly. NCBI's taxonomy places the organism in Eukaryota, Metazoa, Mollusca, Gastropoda, Lymnaeidae.